GUCACUCACACCCUGUACGACCUCACAGCCCGUGACAGCGGCGCCGCUGACUGACACCUCGAGUAGCCAAUGGCUGGACGACGUUACUGUAACACCAGGAAGUUUCUUCUUAAACUGUCCAAUGGCAAAGUAAGAGGAAGGCGGGACUUGUGAGUAAUACUUUCGGAGUUGUGUGGCUAGGCUAGCUAGCUAGCUGGCUAAUUAGUUGAAGAAAUAAAUAGGAAGGAAAAAACAACAACAGCAAAGCUGGCUCGUCCGUGAGCUAAAUGUCACACCGCAGCGCAGAUGUACGGACAGCCACCAGAAAGUGCGGCAUGUGGGAGAGCGAAAGUACAGCGCUGACAGUGGGCCUGUUUAUGAUGAACGCCGUCGUUGGAGCCGUGAGCUCGGGAACAGCCGAGGGAGCAAUCACGGAGGGCAAGCUGCGGUGCAUCGGCGUGAACAACCAGACCUAUUUCUGUGAGUCGGGCCACUGCUGUGGAGAGUCUCAGUGCUGUAGCUACUACUAUGAGCUGUGGUGGUUCUGGUUGGUCUGGACUGUCAUCAUCAUCCUGAGCUGCUGCUGUGUUUGCCAUCAUCGUCGCGCCAAGCAUCGCCUGCAACAGCAGCAGCGGCAGCAUGAGAUCAACCUCAUUGCUUACAGAGAGGUUCACAAUUACACCUCACUGCCCUUCUAUUUCAGGUUUCUUCCCAGCUACCUCUUACCUGCAUAUGAGGAGGUGGAGAACAGACCCCCAACACCGCCUCCUCCAUACAGUGCCUCACAACCAGGUCAAAGCACAGAUUCAGUCAACCCUGAGCAAACCGAUGAGCUGUGCCCAUCGCUACAGACAGGCUCCACAGCCACUGCAUCAGAGGGCAACUCCACUGUGCACUGCAUCGAAGAGACCAGUCGCCCUCCUGCUCAUCGGCCAACAGGUGAUGCGCACAAACCCUACCUGAGCUUUGAGGAGGACAGCCAGCAGCAGCAGGAUGCAUCGGCCACUUCACCCGAGAUAAGCAAGACUAGCAAAGAACCCUUAAAAUCUGGGGAUCAAGGGCUUGAUUGUUGUCCUGAGAGCAAGGACAAGACAGUGGGGCGCCAUAGACGAUUUACCGGAGACUCAGGAAUCGAGGUUUGUGUAUGCAGCCGUGGUCCAGGAGAAGGAGAGUAUGAGGAAGAGGAUGAGAUGAAGGAACUUGAGGGACUUUUGGACGGAGAGGAGUUACAGAAGCAGGACUUCUGUGAUAGUUGCAACCCUCAUAAUGACAGCCUUCAAGGGCAAGGUGAUGAGGAACAGGGCUUUGCUGGCCCAGAGAGAAGCCCUGAGCACAGGGAGCCUCCUCUCCAGCGCCCCCCUAUCAGCCUUCAGUUACACACCAUUAACGAACAGGAGGCUUCUCAACACGGCAACAGUGCAGAUUCUCAAAGCUAAGCACCACCACAUACUGAAGUGACUCUCUGUGGUUUGCUGUCUCCCUUUACUUUCUCACUGUACUGUUGCUUUGGCUGUAUGUUUGAAGUGUGAAUGUUAUGCAGAAUCCAGCAAAGACAAGUUAAAAGACAGACUAUGGUCAAGGACACUGCAGAAAAAAAAACGUAUUCAUUUGCUAGGCUUAUAACCUUUGCAUACCACUCCGAACAAGGUGUCGGUAAUUUUUUUUUUUUCCUACUCAGUAGUCCCAGUAAGGGUCACUACUUGUUGUCAAAAGGGUUUCAAAGGCUGAUGCAAAUAUUUAAAUAAUGAGUGAUUUUGGAGCUGCUGUUGAAAGCUGACAUUGUACAGGGAAAUUUAGUAUAGAUCCUAAACUGGAAUUAAUUUAUUUAAACCCUAAAAUACACACAGGUUUUUGGCCAUUAGUUUGUUAUUCAUUCUUUUCCCAAAGUUAGACAAAGCCAGUGACACCGUAUCGUACACAACCUACUACGGAAACUGGCUGCUAGGCAUGCACACAGGAGGGUUAUUUUAUUUUGUUUUAGUUUUUCUUUAAAUCUCCACGAAUAUAAUCCCUCUAACACUGUAAUUUGUACAAUACUUUAUGAAGUAUUGAGUCUAUUCCAGAACUGAGAUUUAUGUUCUAUAUGGCCAAAUAUGUGUGGGCACCUGACCAUCCCACCAACAUGUGGUUCUUUCUCAAGCUGUUGCAGCAACGUUUGAAGCACACAGUUGUAUGGGAUUCCUUUGUAUGCUGUAGCGUUACAAUACCCUUCACUGGAACUAAGAGGCCCAAACCUUUCUUCAUGACCGUGCCCCUGUGCACAAAGCAAGGUCCAUGAACACGUGGUUUGGCAAGGCUGGUGUGGAAGAACUCACUGACCUGCACAGAGCCGUGACUUUAACCCCAAUGAACACCUGACUGUGCACCAGGAUUUCUCACUUGACACUGAGACGGUGUCUGACCUCACUAUCGCUCUUGUGGGUAAAUGGGCAAAUCCCAAAUCUAGUGGAAAUCCUUCACAGAAGAUUGGAGGAUAUUACAAUCAUAAAAUGGGGACCAACUGUUAAUGCUCAUAGUUUUAGAAUGGGUUAUAGAACUUAUAGGGAUGGUCAUGUGUCCACACUCUUUUAGCUGUGUAGUGUAUCUUCAUUAAUUAUCUGAUUUAAAUGGUAAACAAUCUAACUGGCUAUUGAAAAAAAAAGAAAAAAAGAUCACAUCUAAACAGAUAAUUUGAUGAGUACAAGAGGAAUAACAAAUCAUAUAUCUGAAUGUGAAUAUUAAAUCAUGCUAAUCCUCUCAAAAGGCACAAGAUUUUGCACUGCAUAAAUACAAAGAGAAAAAAAAAGAAAUAUGAGGAAUGUCUCUGCAGAUCACACAAUACUUUCUGACUGCAGAACUGGUGUGUGUGUGUGUGUGGACUUUAUCGGUUUCUGACGGUUAAUGUGUAUCUCUUGCUCUCUUUUUUAUAGACACUGUCAUAUGUUGGACAUACUGUAACAGUAUCAUGGUGGCCUGAUAACCUGGCUUUUUUCCCCCCAGGAUUAUUUAAUUGAUAUAUUUGCUCUUAAUCUGGCCGGCCUUAAGGUUCUUUUUUUGUGUGCAUGUGUGUACAUAUAUGUGGACUCAGCUUGAUGACUAUGCCUUUUAAAAAAAUAAAUAAAUAAUCCUCUAUAAAGAA
Hemibagrus wyckioides is the source of this 3097-nucleotide messenger RNA. RefSeq names its product WW domain binding protein 1-like a (gene wbp1la). Bases 267 to 1415 code for a protein of 382 amino acids. The record is from RefSeq and is a predicted model, not a curated record. NCBI's taxonomy places the organism in Eukaryota, Metazoa, Chordata, Actinopteri, Siluriformes, Bagridae. The transcript has 4 exons.